Messenger RNA from Chilo suppressalis (striped riceborer), 5022 nucleotides. The record is from the annotation of a GenBank genome assembly. Lineage: Eukaryota; Metazoa; Arthropoda; Insecta; Lepidoptera; Crambidae.
AUGUGUUACGCCACUUCGUGUAAUUUCGAAUGCAAAAUCAAAUUCCUCGUGCCCAAACGUGGUAUUUUUUUAUUGGCAUCCAAAUACGGUGUUAUUUUCCUGGCGCCCAAACAUGGUGUUAUUUUCCUGGCGCCCAUACGUGGUGUUAUUUUACUGGUGCCCAAACAUGGUGUUAUUUUACUGGUGCCCAAACAUGGUGUUAUUUUACUGGUGCCCAAACAUGGUGUUAUUUUCCUGGCGCCCAUACGUGGUGUUAUUUUACUGGUGCCCAAACAUGGUGUUAUUUUACUGGUGCCCAAACAUGGUGUUAUUUUCCUGGCGCCCAUACGUGGUGUUAUUUUACUGGUGCCCAAACAUGGUGUUAUUUUACUGGUGCCCAAACAUGGUGUUAUUUUCCUGGCGCCCAUACGUGGUGUUAUUUUACUGGUGCCCAAACAUGGUGUUAUUUUACUGGUGCCCAAACAUGGUGUUAUUUUCUUGGCGCCCAAACAUGGUGUUAUUUUCCUGGCGCCCAAACAUGAGGUUAUUUUCCUGGCACCCAAACAUGGUGUUAUUUUCCUAGCGCCCAAACAUGGUGUUAUUUUCCUGGCGCCCAAACAUGGUGUUAUUUUCCUGGCGCCCAUACGUGGUGUUAUUUUACUGGUGCCCAAACAUGGUGUUAUUUUACUGGUGCCCAAACAUGGUGUUAUUUUCCUGGCGCCCAUACGUGGUGUUAUUUUACUGGUGCCCAAACAUGGUGUUAUUUUACUGGUGCCCAAACAUGGUGUUAUUUUCUUGGCGCCCAAACAUGGUGUUAUUUUCCUGGCGCCCAAACAUGAGGUUAUUUUCCUGGCACCCAAACAUGGUGUUAUUUUCCUAGCGCCCAAACAUGGUGUUAUUUUCCUGGCGCCCAAACAUGGUGUUAUUUUCCUGGCGCCCAUACGUGGUGUUAUUUUACUGGUGCCCAAACAUGGUGUUAUUUUACUGGUGCCCAAACAUGGUGUUAUUUUCCUGGCGCCCAUACGUGGUGUUAUUUUACUGGUGCCCAAACAUGGUGUUAUUUUACUGGUGCCCAAACAUGGUGUUAUUUUACUGGUGCCCAAACAUGGUGUUAUUUUACUGGUGCCCAAACAUGGUGUUAUUUUCCUGGCGCCCAUACGUGGUGUUAUUUUACUGGUGCCCAAACAUGGUGUUAUUUUACUGGUGCCCAAACAUGGUGUUAUUUUCCUGGCGCCCAUACGUGGUGUUAUUUUACUGGUGCCCAAACAUGGUGUUAUUUUACUGGUGCCCAAACAUGGUGUUAUUUUACUGGUGCCCAAACAUGGUGUUAUUUUCCUAGCGCCCAAACAUGGUGUUAUUUUCCUGGCGCCCAAACAUGGUGUUAUUUUCCUGGCGCCCAAACAUGGUGUUAUUUUCCUGGCGCCCAUACGUGGUGUUAUUUUACUGGUGCCCAAACAUGGUGUUAUUUUCCUGGCGCCCAUACGUGGUGUUAUUUUACUGGCGCCCAAACAUGAGGUUAUUUUCCUGGCACCCAAACAUGGUGUUAUUUUCCUAGCGCCCAAACAUGGUGUUAUUUUCCUGGCGCCCAAACAUGGUGUUAUUUUCCUGGCGCCCAUACGUGGUGUUAUUUUACUGGUGCCCAAACAUGGUGUUAUUUUACUGGUGCCCAAACAUGGUGUUAUUUUACUGGUGCCCAAACAUGGUGUUAUUUUCUUGGCGCCCAAACAUGGUGUUAUUUUCCUGGCGCCCAAACAUGAGGUUAUUUUCCUGGCACCCAAACAUGGUGUUAUUUUCCUAGCGCCCAAACAUGGUGUUAUUUUCCUGGCGCCCAAACAUGGUGUUAUUUUCCUGGCGCCCAAACAUGGUGUUAUUUUCCUGGCGCCCAUACGUGGUGUUAUUUUACUGGUGCCCAAACAUGGUGUUAUUUUCCUGGCGCCCAUACGUGGUGUUAUUUUACUGGCGCCCAAACAUGAGGUUAUUUUCCUGGCACCCAAACAUGGUGUUAUUUUCCUAGCGCCCAAACAUGGUGUUAUUUUCCUGGCGCCCAAACAUGGUGUUAUUUUCCUGGCGCCCAUACGUGGUGUUAUUUUACUGGUGCCCAAACAUGGUGUUAUUUUACUGGUGCCCAAACAUGGUGUUAUUUUACUGGUGCCCAAACAUGGUGUUAUUUUACUGGUGCCCAAACAUGGUGUUAUUUUCCUGGCGCCCAUACGUGGUGUUAUUUUCCUGGCGCCCAAACAUGAGGUUAUUUUCCUGGCACCCAAACAUGGUGUUAUUUUCCUAGCGCCCAAACAUGGUGUUAUUUUCCUGGCGCCCAAACAUGGUGUUAUUUUCCUGGCGCCCAUACGUGGUGUUAUUUUACUGGUGCCCAAACAUGGUGUUAUUUUACUGGUGCCCAAACAUGGUGUUAUUUUCCUGGCGCCCAUACGUGGUGUUAUUUUACUGGUGCCCAAACAUGGUGUUAUUUUACUGGUGCCCAAACAUGGUGUUAUUUUACUGGUGCCCAAACAUGGUGUUAUUUUACUGGUGCCCAAACAUGGUGUUAUUUUCCUGGCGCCCAUACGUGGUGUUAUUUUACUGGUGCCCAAACAUGGUGUUAUUUUACUGGUGCCCAAACAUGGUGUUAUUUUCCUGGCGCCCAUACGUGGUGUUAUUUUACUGGUGCCCAAACAUGGUGUUAUUUUACUGGUGCCCAAACAUGGUGUUAUUUUACUGGUGCCCAAACAUGGUGUUAUUUUCCUAGCGCCCAAACAUGGUGUUAUUUUCCUGGCGCCCAAACAUGGUGUUAUUUUCCUGGCGCCCAAACAUGGUGUUAUUUUCCUGGCGCCCAUACGUGGUGUUAUUUUACUGGCGCCCAAACAUGAGGUUAUUUUCCUGGCACCCAAACAUGGUGUUAUUUUCCUAGCGCCCAAACAUGGUGUUAUUUUCCUGGCGCCCAAACAUGGUGUUAUUUUCCUGGCGCCCAUACGUGGUGUUAUUUUACUGGUGCCCAAACAUGGUGUUAUUUUACUGGUGCCCAAACAUGGUGUUAUUUUACUGGUGCCCAAACAUGGUGUUAUUUUCUUGGCGCCCAAACAUGGUGUUAUUUUCCUGGCGCCCAAACAUGAGGUUAUUUUCCUGGCACCCAAACAUGGUGUUAUUUUCCUAGCGCCCAAACAUGGUGUUAUUUUCCUGGCGCCCAAACAUGGUGUUAUUUUCCUGGCGCCCAAACAUGGUGUUAUUUUCCUGGCGCCCAUACGUGGUGUUAUUUUACUGGUGCCCAAACAUGGUGUUAUUUUACUGGUGCCCAAACAUGGUGUUAUUUUACUGGUGCCCAAACAUGGUGUUAUUUUCUUGGCGCCCAAACAUGGUGUUAUUUUCCUGGCGCCCAAACAUGAGGUUAUUUUCCUGGCACCCAAACAUGGUGUUAUUUUCCUAGCGCCCAAACAUGGUGUUAUUUUCCUGGCGCCCAAACAUGGUGUUAUUUUCCUGGCGCCCAUACGUGGUGUUAUUUUACUGGUGCCCAAACAUGGUGUUAUUUUACUGGUGCCCAAACAUGGUGUUAUUUUCCUGGCGCCCAUACGUGGUGUUAUUUUACUGGUGCCCAAACAUGGUGUUAUUUUACUGGUGCCCAAACAUGGUGUUAUUUUACUGGUGCCCAAACAUGGUGUUAUUUUACUGGUGCCCAAACAUGGUGUUAUUUUCCUGGCGCCCAUACGUGGUGUUAUUUUACUGGUGCCCAAACAUGGUGUUAUUUUACUGGUGCCCAAACAUGGUGUUAUUUUCCUGGCGCCCAUACGUGGUGUUAUUUUACUGGUGCCCAAACAUGGUGUUAUUUUACUGGUGCCCAAACAUGGUGUUAUUUUACUGGUGCCCAAACAUGGUGUUAUUUUCCUAGCGCCCAAACAUGGUGUUAUUUUCCUGGCGCCCAAACAUGGUGUUAUUUUCCUGGCGCCCAAACAUGGUGUUAUUUUCCUGGCGCCCAUACGUGGUGUUAUUUUACUGGUGCCCAAACAUGGUGUUAUUUUCCUGGCGCCCAUACGUGGUGUUAUUUUACUGGCGCCCAAACAUGAGGUUAUUUUCCUGGCACCCAAACAUGGUGUUAUUUUCCUAGCGCCCAAACAUGGUGUUAUUUUCCUGGCGCCCAAACAUGGUGUUAUUUUCCUGGCGCCCAUACGUGGUGUUAUUUUACUGGUGCCCAAACAUGGUGUUAUUUUACUGGUGCCCAAACAUGGUGUUAUUUUACUGGUGCCCAAACAUGGUGUUAUUUUCCUGGCGCCCAUACGUGGUGUUAUUUUACUGGCGCCCAAACAUGGUGUUAUUUUACUGGUGCCCAAACAUGGUGUUAUUUUCUUGGCGCCCAAACAUGGUGUUAUUUUCCUGGCGCCCAAACAUGAGGUUAUUUUCCUGGCACCCAAACAUGGUGUUAUUUUCCUAGCGCCCAAACAUGGUGUUAUUUUCCUGGCGCCCAUUCGUGGUGUUAUUUUACUGGUGCCCAAACAUGGUGUUAUUUUACUGGUGCCCAAACAUGGUGUUAUUUUCCUGGCGCCCAUACGUGGUGUUAUUUUACUGGUGCCCAAACAUGGUGUUAUUUUACUGGUGCCCAAACAUGGUGUUAUUUUCCUGGCGCCCAUACGUGGUGUUAUUUUACUGGCGCCCAAACAUGGUGUUAUUUUACUGGUGCCCAAACAUGGUGUUAUUUUACUGGUGCCCAAACAUGGUGUUAUUUUACUGGCGCCCAAACAUGGUGUUAUUUUACUGGUGCCCAAACAUGGUGUUAUUUUACUGGCGCCCAAACAUGGUGUUAUUUUACUGGUGCCCAAACAUGGUGUUAUUUUACUGGCGCCCAAACAUUGUUAUUUUACUGGCGUCCAAACGUGGCUAAUUCGUCUUGGGAAUGAGCUCCCCUCCACGGUGUUCCCUCACUACUAUAACAUGGUCCGCUUCAAGAGAGGCUUAAAUAGUGUUUCACGAAAGGCAGCGUUACAGCUGUCACUGGCACUGCUGAUGUCCAUAGAUGACGGUAACCACUUAACAUCAGUUGGCAGGUUCUCUAAUAAGUGA